AUGGCUGCAAAGGUGGACCAGCUCACCAACUUGGUUGCCACCUUGAUCACCAAGACAACGCCCCCUACCGUGCAGGCUGCUGCUAUCCCAUCAUCCAGUGGACAGCAAGACCAUCACAACAGACCUCCGACGCAGAGAUAUAGACCGCAUAGACAACAGCAACAACAGUUGCCACCUCCAGACCAGCCACCACCACCGAUGCCAGCACAUCCAAUGAACAUGUCCACACAGCUGCCACGCCCUCCAUUCCAUCGUCAACAGUACCCACACCCUCAACAGCAGUAUCCACGACGACCACGACUACCAGUGCCACCUCACCUCCACCAAAAGUGUCAUGGCUGUGGAAUAGACGAGGUGCAAUCCUUCUGCUUGAGCCUGUACCUGAACUUUCCAAAACAAAACUUCAAGGUGCUAGAUGUCUUGUAA
Haliotis rufescens (red abalone) is the source of this 426-nucleotide messenger RNA. Its product is annotated as gamma-hordein-1-like. The record is from RefSeq and is a predicted model, not a curated record. Bases 1 to 426 code for a protein of 141 amino acids. The transcript is spliced from 2 exons. NCBI's taxonomy places the organism in Eukaryota, Metazoa, Mollusca, Gastropoda, Lepetellida, Haliotidae.